ACAGCGCUCCAUGGCCGCCCAGGUGACACCGGCCUCCGGCCCCAGUCUUGGAGGAACGCCGCCCGCCGCCAGUCCCGAGUUGAAGAAGAGCCCGGGGGAUCCCCCUCCCUCCUCGGUCGAACCCCAAGCUGAGGUGCCGGGUCAGUCCCCAACAGACUCCGACCCGCCCGAGGCGGCCAAUGGAACCCGAGCGGCCUCGACCUCGUCGCUGCUGGAGCCGGGAGAUGCGGCCACCGCCUCCUCGCACCCGCCAGGGGGAUUCGGCUUCUCCUCCUAUAACCGGGGUGUCUUCCAGCCUGGCCCCAGCCUGGACUACCAGCCUCCCGGUGAGGCCUACAACUCCUACCCGGCCUACCCGAAUCGGGCCUAUCAGCCUCGCCCGACUGCUUCCACAGGCAAGCCCCCGGCUCCGGCCUAUCCCCCUCCGCCGCCGCGGUUUGGACCCGCGCAGCCGGCAGCCGCCACCCCGACCCUGAACCAGCUGCUGACAGCGCCCAGUCCCGGGCGUGGGUUCCCGGCCUACCCCGGGGGAGACUACUCGGAGCAGCACAAAGGACCUGAGGGCUGGGCGGCAAGUCAGAGAGGGGUACACCCGCCCGGGAGCCCCGAGAGCAGCGGGCAGGGCAUGCCCAGAUCAUCGCAGCCUGCCAGUCCCAUGGAUCAAAUGGGGAAAAUGAGACCGCAACCAUGUGGCGCCAAUAAUCCAUACAGCCAGCAGCCAGGCCCUCAGCAAGGACAUUCUGGGUACCCAGUGCAGCCUUAUUCUUCACAGACUCCUCAGAGAUACCCAAUAGCCAUGCAAGGGCGACCUCAAGGGGCAAUGAGUAUGCAGUAUGGACAACAGAAGUCUAGCUCCUCCACCACUACAAAUGAAAAGAUCACAAAACUGUAUGAAUUAGGGUGUGAACCAGAGAGAAAGAUGUGGGUAGACCGUUACCUGUCAUUCACAGAAGAGAAAGCAAUGGGUAUGACCAACCUACCAGCAGUGGGCAGAAAACCCCUAGACUUGUAUCGUCUUUACAUGUCUGUCAAGGAUAUUGGAGGACUUACCCAGGUUAAUAAGAACAAGAAAUGGAGAGAGCUUGCAACAAACUUAAAUGUGGGUACAUCAAGCAGCGUAGCUAGCUCACUAAAGAAGCAGUAUAUACAGUGUCUGUAUGCAUUUGAGUGCAAAAUUGAAAGGGGAGAAGAUCCACCACCAGAUAUCUUUGCCUCUGCUGAAGCAAAGAAACAGGCAAAGAUUCAGCCACCAUCACCGGCUGGUUCAGUUUCCAUGCAGGGACCACAGACUCCACAGUCCACAAUCGGCUUCAUGUCAGAAGGAGGGGAUCUGAAGCCCCCUAUCCCAGCAUCCACCCCACACAGCCAAAUGCCUGGCAUGAGGAAUAACUCUGUGGGUCUCCAGAAUGCAUAUGAUGGCUCAGAUUCUUCUUAUCAGAAACGAAACUCCAUGCCCCCUAAUCCUGGGUACCAGGCAGAUAUUAUGGGUAGGAUGCCCUAUGAGACAAGCAAGGACCCUUAUGGAGACAUGAGAAAAGGACUUGUUCAUGAAGCAAUGCCACGACCCCAUUCUGUGGCUGUUCCCCGUGGCCGGGUAUCCUCCCCAACCCGUCUCCCCCCUCCACAUCAUAGCUACCCACCACAGACUUCAAGCCUUCCAAGUUCAAGGUGGAGGAGCCCUCCAGAAGAUAUUACCUUUAUUUCAGGGUCUGCUGAGACCCCACCAGAGGAGCGCCCGUGCUGUCCUCCCCUCUCUCGUGCAUGGGCCACUUACAAAGCUGUGCUGUGCUAUGUGGUGUCCUGCAGCCGCUGUCCGCAGAAGGAUCCCGAGGUGUACCUCCCCUGUUCUGUAGAAGGCUCAGACUGUCCACCCAUGAAUGGCCAUCCUGCCAGUAGUCCCGGUGCCCCCCGUGUGGGUGAGCGAAGAAAAAAAACAGGCCUGGGUAACAGUUUUAGUUACCCAGACCUUAAACUUAUGGGAGUACCUGUGUACAAUAAACAAGCUGCUGCCACAGAUCUAGAAAUUGUAAAAGAGCCCCCUGCUCCCAAUCCACCUCCAGCACCCCGCAGUUCUGCCGGGGAUUACUACUCAUUACGGGAGUCUGAUCCUGAGUUGUCACGGUUGAGCGGCUCCAUGUCCAGCGCAGAAAUUGAUGUACUCAUCUGGCACAAGUUAACAGAAUUAUUUAGUCUCCAUCAGAUUGACGAACUGGCAAGAUGCACUUCAGAAACUGUGUUCCUAGAGAAGACUAGCAAAAUAACAGAAUUAAUCAGCAGCCUGACACAGGACUACCAACUGGAAGAGCAAGAUGCAGAGUGUCGUCUAGUUCGGGGCAUCAUCCGCAUUAGCACACGUAAGGUCAGAACACGCGGAUUCUCCGGCCGUAAUGGAGAGAAGGGAGGUGGAAGUCAACAGCAUAACAGCCGGAAUGGUGGCAAGGCUCCAGACAGUGGCAAUGAGAGCAUGCAGGAAUCUGGACUCACCAGCCAGGAUGAUCUGGAUGUGAAGAUUUCACAAGAGACGACAUCCGAUCUUAUAGCGCGAAACAUGAGGAGAUACAGUGCACCAGGGUCUCCUUUCCUGAAAGAUGAUUCCCUGCCUGAUACGGAGACAGAUUCAUCUGGCACACCUCUACUGAAGGUUUACUGCUGACGCUGUGGACUGGUUUCUGCAGGGUACACUGAUCACUGGGUGAUGAGGAUUGUGCCAAGGAAUUUUUGUGGAAUAAGUGUGUGCAUCACAGCACAUUGCUUCUUGGUUUUUAAAGGUGGUUUGUGGAUUAGAGACUAUUUAUAAUGCGUAAGACAUUUAUUUUUCAGCCAUGCCACGAUUUGAUGUUUCUUUAUAAAAUGAAAGAGAUAUUCUUUUGGUUUUUCAGACUAUGGGGUCAACAACAUCUUAAACAGUGAGAGUUAUUCACUCACUCUGACAUUUUUUCUUAAGACACUUUUGUACUCUCAAUGCGUUGUUGCUUUCUACUCCGAUGUUACAUGAAGACAACACGUCACCAUUUGAAACUUGUGAAUGAUCUAUAUGUGUAUAUAAUGAUAUAAAUAUGUAAUUAGUAAAA
Messenger RNA from Pseudophryne corroboree (corroboree frog), 3071 nucleotides. It is a transcript of the gene KDF1, whose product is annotated as keratinocyte differentiation factor 1. The transcript is spliced from 9 exons. Gene Ontology annotation, cellular component: cell junction. The record is from RefSeq and is a predicted model, not a curated record. Gene Ontology annotation, biological process: regulation of epidermal cell division; keratinocyte development. Gene Ontology annotation, molecular function: DNA binding. NCBI's taxonomy places the organism in Eukaryota, Metazoa, Chordata, Amphibia, Anura, Myobatrachidae. The coding region runs from base 11 to 2653 and encodes 880 amino acids.